UACGCCACAGUUGCGGUGUCUGUGUUCUAAUAAAAACAGCAAACUUCACUGGUCCAUUGUGCAAACGGUAAAAAGUGUUUGGUACAUGCGCAUAUACACACAACCAACGCAGCAACAAUAAGCCAACAUAUUUAGCAAAAAGGUGUGGGAAAGUAAGAGGCCGUCAAAGCAAUAAACCCCAACAAUGUGUAAGUAGCUUAGUUGUUGCUGCUGUGCUGUUGGUGAAGUCCAAUAAAGACGCGGGCAGGGGCAGCGGCGAUGAAACUGCAGUAAUAAUACAAAGAAUGCGUGCACGCAUAUAAGAAACUGCAUAUAAACAAAAGUUGAAAAAAGAAGAAACAUAAAAAAAUACCAACGGCGACAAAGGCGAAGAUAAAAACACAAAGUGAGCCAAAAAUAGGCAAAAUAUUAAACAAGUUUGUUUGGCUGCAACGCAAUAAAAAAAAGAAGGAAAAAAGAAAACAUCGUACGGCAACAAAAAGUAAGGAGAUCACGGCGGAGACAUAAACAUACGUACAUAUGUAUGUGUAUACAUACAUGCGUAUGCAUAUUACUAUUUACAAUUUACAUGUAGUGUGAGGGAAUGCUGACGCUGCAGCUUUUAAAUUUACAAACAUUAAUUCCGGGGAGAGGUCGCCGCCGGAGUAUGGACGACAGGGGCAACAACAGCGAGAACGGUGCCAGUGAUGGAUUGAUCAAUGUCUAUAACUAUCAUGAUAAGAGCUUCUUCAAGUUCCGGACCGACGAAGAUCUAUACUGCGAGAAAAUAUGUAUAUUGAUUUGUAAAACCCUCAAAAUUCUACCGACGGCUCAGCUGCUUUUCGGCAUAUGCGAGCAUGAGGCAACUGGCAAGCAGAAGGCGACCGAAACCGCAACAACUCCAUACAAAUGGCUGCUGCCCGAUGCUAAGCUGAGUCCAGGUGUGCGGUACUACUUUCGGAUGCGGUUUAAGGUACCGGAGCUGGAUCGGCAACUGGAGCUGAUCGAUGUGCAUAGUCAUGACUAUUUAUACUAUCAGAUGCUUCACGAUGUUCUCGAGGAGCACAUCGAGGAUAUGCGGUAUCCGAAUCACAAGAACAAGACCAUGGGCCUGGCCGCAAUGAGUCUGCGUGUCGAUAUGCUGGAGAAGGGACGAUCCCAGCAUGAAAUCGAACGAGAAUACAAAAAAUAUCUGACCGAGAGCGUUAAAUCCCAACACUUUUGGUUUGUCCGCCAUCCGGUGAUCAAAACAUUUCGUAAAUUGGUCGACGGAAAGCCGACAGUAGCCGAUUACAAAUGGCAUUAUAUACACGAGAUCUAUAAUGUGGCGCCCAAUUAUAUGACCGAAGUAUACAAGGCCAAGGUCGACUAUUUACCCAACGAACAGUCGGCUGUGGUGGGCGGUGGUGGUAUCGCGGUCGGCGACAGCAUCUCCAAUUUAAGCAAUACCCUAACAGUAGCCUCCAACGUCACCCUCACCACCAACCUCACAAACGGGGGACGCAGCAACACAAGUGCUGGGAGCUCAAGACAAUCGCGCAGACACGGUUCUUAUAACAGCAGUCUGACAUCAGCAGGCGCGGACAACAAAAUACCCGUCUAUGUGAAGCUAUCGACCCACGACUCACCCGAACCGGGACUUAAGGUUGCGCGAGUCACAUCCGAUGCAACAUUACAGUGGAUGUCUGUUGCUGUUGUCGAGGACAUAUUCACAUUGUACCAGGAGGAGGACAAUGUUGUGAGAAUGGAAAUCGUUGGACUGCCAAAGGGCUAUCGCUUGCAUUUCAAUUCCCAGAAAGAUACAAAAUCGUUUCUAUCCUAUAUAAGCAUUUACAUAAGAUUGACCGUGAGAUGGAUGCAGAAUACUUGUCCAACUUACACGACUCCUUCGCUGGAGGAGCUGCUACGCCUCAAUUGCCAUGGGCCCAUCGGUGCCAGCUACUCGUUCAUGAAGCUCCAUGAUAGGGGCAACAAAUGCGGAAGUUUCAUUGUCAGGCAAUGCGAUCUUGAUUAUUCAACCUACUAUAUCGACAUAAAUACAAGGGUAGUGGCUCGUACAAAUCAUCACGAGCGCUGUCAAACAGAAACGUUCAAGAUCACACGUAGUGACAAUAAGUGGCAUCUAGUCACUAAGGAGAAGCCGGAUCCGGCCUUUGAUCAGCUAACCGAUAUAGCCAAUUACAUUCAUGCCGAGAGCGAAACACGAACUCUGAUACACCCAUCCACCUAUGACAAGCCGCCAUUGCUGUUGCUGUGCCUGCCCAAAAAUCUGAAAGCCAAAAAGACUAACAUGGUGCUGAGCGAAACGGAAUUGCAGCGACGAAAUCCGCAAAUAUUUAAUCCGUUAACCGAUUUACUGGUUUUCGUAGGUACAAUUGGGUUGACUGGCGAGAAGAAUGUGUACACAAUGCGGGGGGAAUGGAUACAACAGGGCUCCUUUAAGGACGUGCCUGUCACGCUCAAAUUUGUGCAUGAUGCCUCAAAGAUAAAUGAGUUCUUCGAUCUGUCGUCCAUCUGGACAUCAAUACUGUCGCCGCAGUUCGUUAAGCUCUAUGGCAUUACGGUCUCAAGGCCCUACACAAUGGUCAUGGAGUACUCUGAACAUGGACAGUUGAACAGGUUCCUCAAGAACCAUAGCGAUGUCAGUCUAUCCUGUCUGCUGGAACUGAUGCGCGGUCUGGUGGGUGGCAUACACUAUCUAAAGGAUCAUAGGAUUAUACACAGCUAUAUACGUUGCGCCAAUAUGUUUGUCACCAAAUAUGAUCCAAAAUCGAAUGAGCUAGUGGCCAAGAUUGGCGACCCCGGCUUCCCGCGUCCCUACACACAAUCAGACUUGGCCUGGAUACCCUCAAACUAUUAUAGGAAUCUGGAAUUGGCGAAGAAAGACCACAGCACACAGUUUUGGGCGUUCGCGACCACUGUCUGGGAGAUAUUUGCGCGAGGUAAUAGCUCGCUAGAGCGUCUAACUCAAGAGGAUCUGAUCAAAAACAAAGUCACGUACGCGAACAUACUGAAAUCUCAUGAUCACAGUAUAUGUCCGCCAGAAAUAGAGUUAAUCAUCAUGGAUGGGUGGAACGAGGAUCCAGAUAAGCGUUUCAAUCACCUCAAUAUUUACAUACGCUUGAAUGUCAUUAAGAAUAGAAUCGAAAGGCCCGACUAUGAAAGCCCAGACGCAGAAGUCGUGCUUUCUGACACAAACUCACAAGGGAGCCGCGACGACGACAAUAACGAUAAUGACAAUGAUGAGAACAACGAGAGCGCACAGACCGUUGGCCAUAAUCCGAUGAUGCUUAUGGAAAGAGGCCCUAUAUUCCCAUUCAAUUGUGACUUCAUCUGCACCCGAGUUCUAUUGGUAGAGGAUGGCAAGGUUAUCUAUCAGGAGAAGGAUGUUAUUGGCGAGGGACACUACGGGUGUGUCUAUCGCGGAAAACUAGAGCUCAAUGACCCGAGUUGCGGCAGCAAAUUGGUGGCUAUCAAAAAACUAAAAACCGUGAAGGUUGCCAACGACUUUGAUCGCGAAAUCAGCAUUAUGAGUAGACUGAAUCAUCCGAAUGUCGUCAAUAUCCGGUAUUGGGACGAAAAGUCUCUCAGCAUUAUCAUGGACUAUUACGAGCUGGGCUCGUUUUCCGUUUAUUUAAAAUCGCGCAAGCCGAAUCCAGCCGAUCGGAUUCUUCUCCGCUAUGCGCUCGACAUUGCCAAGGGCAUGAACUAUUUGGCCGAGAAAAACGUAAUACAUCGCGAUCUUGCGGCACGUAAUAUUCUAGUUGAUCACGACAAGGUGAAAAUUUCAGACUUCGGCUUAGCCCAGAUAGCCAACUCGGAUGGCUAUUAUAUAGCCAUGAACGAACGCGAAAUACCCAUAAAAUGGUACUCACCGGAGGCCAUCGAAACUAACAAAUUCUCGUUGUAUUCGGACGUCUGGAGCUAUGGUGUGACGCUAAUUGAAAUCUUCUCUCGCGGCGAAGUACCAGUGCUAGAUAAAGAUAAACAGGAUCCUACAAAGGAUGAAUUUUUGAAUAGUUUAAAGGAGGGUAGACGCUUUCCGCAGCCGGAAGAUUGUCCAAUGUUUGUGUACAGGGAUCUGAUGUUACCCUGUUGGAAUGCCAUACCCAAAGAGAGACCCAAGUUCAGUGAGCUCGUUAAACGCUUACAACAGGAAAUUGGACAGACUGUAAGCAUUGCUGCAGCACAACAGCAACAACAACAACAACAGCUUCAGGCGAAUCACUUGCCAAACCAUCAGCCAAACCAUCAAAUGAACCAUCAAGCGAAUCAUCAAGUGAACCAUCGACCGAACCAUCAGCAGCAGCAGCUACAAGCACCGCCAACGCUACACAGAACAUCAAUCAUUAAUGCCGACUGACACAAGGAUGAGGAUGACGAGGAGCGCUACACAAAUGAAACUGUUGAGGACAUACAGCUAACAACAUCGAAGUCCAAUUAGUCCUAUACCGUUUUAACUCUUGAGCUUUACACACCCAGCAUGAUGAACGUUGCUUUGCGUUGUUUUUUAGUUUUUUUAAUUCACUUUAUGUUGUUUUAUUUUUAAUUAAAAACUAGACUUUUAUCUUAUAGUCAAAAUGACGCACCUGCCUUAGAGCAAUGAAAGUUUCAAAUCAAUCUUUUUAAAAAUCUGUAACACAUUUGCACGACUAUAUAUACAAUAAGAAUAACAGAAAUCGAGACAAAAACAACAACAACAAAAUAACAUCAAACCUAGGUGUUCAUUUAAGUUAAACUUCUUAGCUUUAAGCUGCGCACGCCUUGUUACUUUAAAGAGAAUUCUCAUUUUUAUUUUGUUAUGAAAGAGGAAAGAAACUUAGACGGAAGUGAGUGAAAGAGGAAGAAACAUCACCACACCACCACCACUUUCUUACCCUAUUUUGUUAAAUAUUGUUCAAUUUGGUUUAUUUUUUUAAAUGUAACUACCAUGUAAAUAGAGAAUUAAAUUAGGAUUAUGUAGUUUGUAUGCAUGAAAGUUUUUGAGUUUUAUAAAUGUACGUACAUAUAAAUGUAAUGUGAAAACAAAUUAAUAUCACAAAAAUUAAAAGCAAAGAGUAGCUAUAUACAUACGAGUAUACAGAUGUAUAUACUAUAUGUAUGUAGUUAUAUAUUUUUUCUCUGCAUAAGAAUGUAACUUGAACUUAUUUUUAGUGAACCACCAUGUGC
Molecule: messenger RNA, 5148 nt
Organism: Scaptodrosophila lebanonensis
Lineage: Eukaryota; Metazoa; Arthropoda; Insecta; Diptera; Drosophilidae
Gene: hop
Product: tyrosine-protein kinase hopscotch
Exons: 10
Coding region: 584-4342 (1252 amino acids)
Biological process (GO): cytokine-mediated signaling pathway; peptidyl-tyrosine phosphorylation; hemopoiesis
Cellular component (GO): cytosol; cytoskeleton
Molecular function (GO): ATP binding; non-membrane spanning protein tyrosine kinase activity; cytokine receptor binding
Source: RefSeq, a predicted model, not a curated record